Molecule: messenger RNA, 1761 nt
Organism: Trichomonas vaginalis G3
Lineage: Eukaryota; Parabasalia; Trichomonadida; Trichomonadidae
Product: immunoglobulins domain-containing protein
Exons: 1
Coding region: 1-1761 (586 amino acids)
Source: RefSeq, a predicted model, not a curated record
AUGACAAUUUAUUGUUAUGAUGAAAAUCUUAAGAAAUCAAAUGAAAGCGUUCUCACAUUCAUUUAUUCAUAUAACUCUCCUGAUAUUACUAUCACAACUCCAAACAAUCAGGAAUUCAAGAAGAAUGAUGGUCGUUCAUUUAACCUCGAAGGAACUAUUACUGAUGAAGACAAAGAUGGUACAAUUAGAAUUUACUACCAAAUUGAUGAGGGAGAAAUUAAUAAUAUAAUAAACAUUACUUUAGAUCAAACAGCCAGCGAAACAUUUGAUAUAAAUAUUACUUUUCCAUCAGAUUUAUCAGAAAGUAACAGUCACACUAUCAAAGUUUGGGCAACAGAUGAAACAGGCAAAAGUUCAGCAACUGCACGUUUAAACUUCUCUUAUACUUUCAACAAUCCUAUAAUUAAUAUUACAAACGAUAUAAAAAAUUCAUAUACGAAGAAUACAGAUGACAACAUCACAAUUAAUGGAACUGUUUCAAACCUUAAUGGUAAAGGCCGAAUUGAUAUCUACUACAUGUUUGACAAUGAAACAAAAAUUAAUAUUACAUCAAUCACAGUCACAAACUCAACAGAAAAUUAUGAAUUUAAUUUCACAGCUCACAUUCCAUCUGAUUUCAAUGAGAGUAAUAAUCAUGCUAUAAAAAUAUGGGCAAAUGAUUAUUUAAAUAAAACAUCAGAAAUAAUCACAAGAAAUUUCUCAUAUGUAUACAAUGAUCCAGUUUUCAAAUUAUACAACUUUACUGAGAAUAAAUUCAUGCGAGGAAGUCCACUUGACAUCAACUUUACAUAUGAACAUCCAGACAAUACUGCUUUAAAGUCACUUAAUAUAUCAUUUGAUGGCAAUCAGAGCAUGAGUUUAAUUAUUAAUAUUUCAGAUAUCACUGAAAAUAUCCCUGAAAAAGUUUCUAAAAGAAUUAAUAUUCCAAAUGAAAUUGCAUUCGGAAAAUAUAAUAUUUAUUUGUAUGGAUGUGAUGUUCAUGGUCAUUGCAGCAUUUCAGACAAAAUCGAAUUCAAAGUCGUUGAAUUUCUAUACAGCUUUCCUAAUCUAACAAUGACAAAAUUUGGAGAUUCAAUAUAUAAACGAAAGGUUUCUAAUACAUUUGAUGUUGAAGGAACUGUUGUUGAUAUGGAUGGAGAAGGAAUUGUUAAUAUUUCAUGCUUCAUUGAUGAUUUGUUAAUUGAUAGUCAGAAAAUAGAGAUUAAAAAUAUCAGUGAGCACAAUUUUUCGUUUAAAUUAAAGUUUCCAGCAAAUCUGAAUGAAUCUUCACAUACUUUUUUCAUCAUUGCAGAAGAUGAGAGUGGUAAGAAAUCAGAGAACUACACAAGCCGAUUUAAUUAUGAAUUCAAUUCUCCUGUUUUAGAAAUCCAAUCAAAAACUAAACAAACAUUAAUAGGAGAUAUGAUCAGUAAUUUCUUUCUCAGAGGAAUUGUACGAGAUGCUGAUGGACAAGGAACGAUUACUAUAAAAUACAUUUUAGAUGAAGAACCACCUGUAAAUUUUGGAUCUGUGACUUUGAGAGAUUCUGUUUCAGCUGAAUUUUAUGAUAAGUUUAAUUUUACAAAAGUCAUUGAAACUGGAACUCAUUCACUUGAUAUUUAUGCUGUUGACGAUGAUGGGAAAGAAUCAAAUCACCAACAAAUGAGAUUCACAUUUCUUUAUAUAACUGAGAAAUUGAUAAUGCGGAAUAAAGCCAAAAGAUGUUAUUCAACACCUAUUUUAUCCCUUAUUCCGAUGUUGCAAUCUAAAAAAUCAUUUUAG